This is a messenger RNA of Morone saxatilis (striped sea-bass), 3802 nucleotides long. It is a transcript of the gene il23r, whose product is annotated as interleukin 23 receptor. Gene Ontology annotation, molecular function: cytokine receptor activity; cytokine binding. NCBI's taxonomy places the organism in Eukaryota, Metazoa, Chordata, Actinopteri, Moronidae. Bases 175 to 2886 code for a protein of 903 amino acids. The transcript has 17 exons. Gene Ontology annotation, cellular component: signaling receptor complex; CRLF-CLCF1 complex; external side of plasma membrane. Gene Ontology annotation, biological process: cytokine-mediated signaling pathway; positive regulation of tyrosine phosphorylation of STAT protein. The record is from RefSeq and is a predicted model, not a curated record.
GCAAUGGUGCAUGUGUCACAGCAACUAUGACUGGAGCUGCCUUCUUCUGUAUAUGUUAUCAGCUACGAAAGUUCAACAAAAUUAUGUUCCAUCUCCAUGUAAGCCAGCAAAUCUCCUGACACGGUUGGCUGAGCUACCGAGUCAUGCUGAGUGGGUUCUAAGAGAUUAAAAAAGAUGAAUCUCCACUCAACCAUUUGGAGAUUCAUUAUAAUAUUUCUAAGUUAUUCCAUAAAGCGCUGCCCUCUGCUCCCUGCUGACUGCCUACACUUCAAUAACCUUGGCUACCUGACAGUAGAGCCAGCUCCACUCUUCCUCAUAGGCUCAAACCUGACCGUGUACUGCCACCUCACAAAAUGUGAGAGGUCUAAAAUAUACCUGGAGCUGAAUUCUGAGACUGUGGCUCCUGGGAAGAAAGUAAACUGCACCAUGACGAUUUUCAAUUUGUUCAAGUUCCGGACACCACAAUCUAUAGUGUACUGCAUGCUCCAGAGUGAUAAUGAUGAUGAUGAUGAUGUUGUCAGUGGACUGGACCUACAAGGCGGUCUCCCUCCAGAUAAACCUAAAAAUAUUAUCUGUGAAACGUCAAGGAGCUCAGAUUUUAUAAACUGCUCUUGGGAAAGAGGAAAGGAAACGCACCUCCCUACUGUCUACAACAUUUCAAUCUACAGAGAAAAUGGGACCCAGAUACUGCUAGAUCCAAUCAAAGGUGCUAAAGAAAUCACCAUACCACGAGCAAUGAUGGAUGAAAACACUAAAUACCAGUUAAAUAUCACGGCCUACAACCACUUUGGAGUCUCAGAGUCUGAUCCAGUCAUCCUCUGUGUAAAAGAUAUAGUGAUACCAGAGACCCCUCAUAUUGUGCAGAUAAAGUUUGUGAGUAACUCCACAGCAGCCACAUUGCAAUGGAAAACCACUGAAUACUCAGAACGUCUCAGAUCCUACGUCAGGCUCCGCACACAUCACAGCUCCUGGAAAUCGGGAGAGGGAACAGAGCUCAGUGAGGGUCUGAUACAAGUGGACGGCCUGAAGCCUCUGACUGAAUAUGAGUUCCAGAUGAGAACAUGUAGGUCAACAUCAGGACUGACACAUACCAGCUUCAUGCCCAGGUCAUCCACCAGCAAAAGGUUGUUCUGCAGCAAAUGGAGCCCAUCUGUGAGGGGGGAAAGCCCUGGGAAAGGUCCAUCUCAGCAGUUGCAUGUGUGGAGGAUAUUAGGCAGCCAGGGGACCAAUGGGGAGCAGAUGGUGACAGUUUUGUGGAAGCCUCCAUCGCCAGAGGAUCACAGUGGCGAGGUGCAACAGUACCAGACCUUUCUGGGUAAUAAACAGCAUAUGACCUGUAGUGCUGCUUUAAACCACUGUUUGGUUAAGGUACCAGCAGAGGUCCAGGCACUAAGCAUCAGUGCUGUCACCUUGUAUGGGGCAUCUCCACCAGCGGCUGUGCCACUCAAACAUUCAGGCGAUUUUGAACCCAUUUUGAGAGAGUUGGCUCCUGCAGCUAAUGGCAGUGCUGUGUUGGUCUCCUGGUCGUGGCCGGGAAGCAAACACUUGUCAACUGGAGGAGAAGUGCUGCACUAUGUGUUAGAAUGGACGAGUGUAUCUGUGGCAGAACUGCACUGGCAAAAACUGCCUAAAGAUCAAAACAAUACAUCCAUCACAGGUCUGACUGCAGGUGUGAGGUACAAUAUCUCUCUGUAUGCUGUGACCACCAGAGGUGUUAGUGCUCCAUCAUCCGGUCUGGUCUACUCCAAAGAACAGAAGCCAGUUUCUGGUCCCAACUUAUCAGUACUGGUUCAUGAGGCCAGAAGAAUCCUGAUCCAGUGGGACGAACUUCCUGUAAAUCACCAGAGAGGCUUCAUCACAAACUACACUAUCUACCUCCAGAUGUUGGACUCAGGCAACGAGGAACUCAGUAUGAUGGUGUCUGGCUUUGGGUCCAGACAGAAAUGGCUGGACUGUCCUGAAGGAGCUCUGGCUCUGCAGCUGACCGCAUCCACCUCAGCAGGAGAAGGGCCGCGGGGCACCCGGAUCUAUUUUCAGCUUGCAACCCCUGCAGCUGGCCUGGUGCUUGGGAUUAUUUUCUUCAUUACCGUCUUUCUAGCAAUCAUAGCCAACCUGAUGUGCUGGAGCUGUGUGAGGAGAAGAAUCAAACAGAAAUGUAUCUCCUGGGGACCGGCCUGGUUUAAUGAACACCUACCAAAACCAGGAAACAGUAUCGCCAUCAGACUACUGGAGCAGGAUGAAAGUGACCUGCCGUUAUCGUCCACCUACAGUGACCCUCCAUUGUCCCCCGUCAGUCUCAUCUCCCAGGAGGAAAGGGACCACGUCUAUCCCAACGUCCAUGUCGAAAUAUCCCAGGUUGGAUCAGGACAACCCACAGUGGAGACACAUUCUCUGAUGUCAGAUCCUGAAACAAUGCUUGUUGACAGCCAGCUGGAAGUCGUCAGCUACAAACCCCAGAUUGCCACACUGGCUGCACAAGAACAGGAUUGGAUGCAGACAGAAGAAGAGGAGAGGGACGUACCAACACAUGAGGAGGAAGAUGAGUGUUCAGAUGUAUUUGGAGGAUUACCUGGAGGCUUUUUUUCCCAUGUUAAGGUGGAUUUUUCUGAUUCUCUGGGGCUGACUCUCAGAUCUGUUAGCAGCCCUUUGUGGCCUACAACUCCUGAAACAACAAGUGUCUUGAAUGGAGGCUUCUUUCUGGGGUGGAAGGGGACUGAGAACGAUGUGGAAGCAGACUGUCCCACUCUGGAUUUACAACAGGGUGAAAUAAUGACUCCUGACACAGCAGACACAACUCAGGAUACACUUGAGACAACACUGACUUAUGGUUACUUCCCUCAGGUAGCUGUUGUCAGCAGCACUACACUCUGUGACACACAGAGGUAGCAAGGACGUUGGGUAUCAAUCUGCACUACUAAACUGAUUUUCAAAAAAGCAUUAUUCAAGUUUACCACUCGACCUCACUGACUUUGUGUAAUCAGAGAAAACAUUGCUUCAUAUGAACUAUACUCAGCUCUUUUAAAAACCAAGUUAAUAAAUAAAGUUUUACUUCUUAUACGUGUGUAGCAAUUCCUUACUAUAGUUAUGUUGGCACUACAUUUUAUAUAGACAUGAUUAACAAAGUUAACUUAAUCACCACUGAUGCUUUGAAGGUCCAGUGUGUAACAUUUAGGAUGAUCUAUUGGCAGAAAUCAAUGUAUGAAUAUAAUAUGUAUGUAUCAUCACUUGAAUAUCGGCAUCUUUGUGAUACCUUAGAAUGAGCCCUUUUUAUCUACAGACACUCUGGGUCGCCUUCCAUGGAGUCCGCUAUGUUGAACCGCCAUGUUUCUACAGUAGCCCAGAAGGGACAAACCAAACAUGGGCUCUAGAUAGGGGGCAAUCAUGUUUUUUGCACGUUUCGGGACCUCCGUAGUUUCUCCUUUGCACUUGGAAAGGGAGGCUGAAGCAAGCUAAAUCCUACACACUGGUCCUUUAAAUAUCAGUAAUUCAUACAGAGAGAGUCAGGUCAUUUGUAUUAAUCCACCUGCAGUAGAACGGCCUCCUGUCAGCUUGUCAACCCACCACUUUGGUCCUGACUGAAUUAUUUCAACAACUAUUUGAUGGAUUGCCAUGAAACAUUGUUCAUUUUGUUUUCAGGUAUUCAUCUUCCUCAGAAGACGAACCCUGCUGACUUUGAUGAUCCCCUAUAUUUCCAUUUAGCACCACCAGCCUUUUAAAGUUUUCACACACCCAGUGAAAUAUCUCAACAUCUACUGGAUGGAUAAGCACACAAUGUGGUGCAGACAUUCAUGUUUCCCAGAGA